Protopolystoma xenopodis is the source of this 246-nucleotide messenger RNA. NCBI's taxonomy places the organism in Eukaryota, Metazoa, Platyhelminthes, Monogenea, Polystomatidea, Polystomatidae. The record is from the annotation of a GenBank genome assembly.
ACGCUUGAGUGUCAGGAAGGCUUUGAACUAUGCGCUGCCAGCCCCGAGGUCGAGGUUGUUGAAGGUCGUCCUGCAUGGCUCGAAUCUGCGGGAAAUCUCAUUCCCGUAGCAAAAAUAAACGAGCAAUUACGCCUUCACUUCAAUGCCUUCCGAGAAAACAGGUCAGCUUGUCCUGAUAGAAGGGCUUGGUUGCACCCAACUUGGGUGGAUUUUGAUCAAACGGGUAAUCUAGAAAGGGAGCAAUGA